Molecule: messenger RNA, 934 nt
Organism: Durotheca rogersii
Lineage: Eukaryota; Fungi; Ascomycota; Sordariomycetes; Xylariales; Xylariaceae
Exons: 3
Coding region: 332-841 (169 amino acids)
Source: RefSeq, a predicted model, not a curated record
UGCCAACGGGUUAGGCGCGUAUGUUAUUCUCGCGCGUGCCGCCCGGCAGACAGACGAGGUCGUACUUCUCGCACUCCGUACCUGUUAUCCCACGGCGUCUCGUAUAGCCCUGGCGAUCACAGCACAACGUUACCCCUUAACUAGGCUGCAUAACUUUCAGCAAGUAAGGGAUAAUACAUCGACGCAUACAAAGAUGUGAACAUCACCAUACUUGGCACCUUGACCUCAAUCGAAUAGGACGCCCGGACUGCCUGCAUGCAACAGCGAGCAGAACAGCGAGCAGAACAGCGAGGUAACAGUCUACAGAGCAUGUGUAUGUGCAUAAGAGCGAAUGCGACGCACCCGGGCCUUGGCAUCGGGUCGUUGGACCACCGACAGGCCCCCACUUGACCCUGGCUCGAGGUUACAGAGCCGCCUUGUCGCCGUCGUUUUCUACGGCGUAUAUGUCAUCGGUACCAAGAUUCGCCAUAUCCAGACGGGAGAACGGACACGUGAGGGUCGCCUGAGGACAACGGGCACGCGACGCACGGGCCCCAGCGCAGCGUCGUGUCGUCUCCUCGUCGAACCUCUUCUCGGUUUGAGGUCGGCAGCACCUAACGAGCGAUGCGUCGCCGCCGGUUCCCUCGAUUCGACAGGAAGCGCAUACAAGCGUACAUACUCAUACAGCAUGCGCACAUGCGUACAUACUCAUACAACAGAUACCUACCUAGAGGGGAAGGACGGCGGGAUGGAUCGAGAUGCGUCUACGACGGCGCUAAGCGAACAACAACGUCGGUGGCAGGGGACUUGGCAGCUACUUACCAUGUGCAUAUAUACAUACAUCACUGCGAUCGGAAAUUAGUGGGAUGGGAGGCUACCAGGUGUGGACACUGGCAAUGUGGUAUUACCGGAUCGUGCGCGCCAAACCGAGAGAGGGAAUUAAUUAAGGGGAGAG